AUGGACAAAAUAAUUGAUACACGAUUCGAUCGAGUUGAAAAGGCUCUUGUCAAUCUGAUAGCUUCAAUCUCCAAGUAUAGUCCUGUACCUGCUUUAGCCCAAGACCUUGUUCUUGCGGAUCGAGAGCUUAAUGAUGGAUUAUCACUUUUAAACCAGCAUCAGCAGAAUACCCAUACUCUUGAUACUCUCCAUGCAACCUCUGCAGCCCUCGAUACGAAAAUUCGCGACUUUCUUAUCCUUCUCACCAGCACACGAAGUGAACUUCUCGGCACUCCAUCCUCUGAGUAUCCAGAGAACAAGAAUCCAGUAGAGUAUGAAGAACUUCUUAGCUAUGCGCGAAGAAUCUCUAAAUACACAGCUCCGCCGGAGACUCGAUCUUCUAAACCUGAAGCAUCAUCACCGAAGCAAGAAGAAAUUGCGACAAAUGGAAGCACUACACCCAGUGUUACUGUGACUGGUAAUGGAGCGAAUGGAAACGCUAUGGAUACAGAUAUCCCUUCAGUGACUCCUAACGGAUCCAAUCCGCCCGCUGCAAGUCAAGACCAAGCAUCACAACAGCCUUCUCAGUCGCAAACGGCUCUUGAUGCAGAGAUUGUACAGGCUCUUAACACGAAACUCGAUGAUCGUCCAUUCCAGCCAUGGGCUCGUGAAGAGGAUAUCAGAGGGGGUGCAUUAGCAAAUAUCCAAGCAUUGCUUGACAGUGGGAUCGAUCCUGAAGGAUGGGAUCCCGAGCUUGAAGAACAAAAGAAGAGAGAGAAAGCUGAAGAGUUAGAGAGGGAGAAAGAGGCACAAAGAGUGAAAGAAGAGGAGAAACACAGAGCGGAUAUGGAGAGAAGGAACAACGCUAUGGGUGCUGGUGCAGGCGCAGGCGUCGGUGCCGAGAGACCAAAGGUAUUCCAACUUGAUGAGUUUGAUGACGACGAUGAUUGA
Molecule: messenger RNA, 930 nt
Organism: Botrytis sinoallii
Lineage: Eukaryota; Fungi; Ascomycota; Leotiomycetes; Helotiales; Sclerotiniaceae
Exons: 2
Coding region: 1-930 (309 amino acids)
Biological process (GO): regulation of transcription by RNA polymerase II
Cellular component (GO): core mediator complex; mediator complex
Molecular function (GO): transcription coregulator activity
Source: RefSeq, a predicted model, not a curated record